AGAAAGACGGAAGCGGAAGUUGGGGGGCGCGUCAGCUCCGAAAGAGGGAGCGCCUGCAGCGUCGGUCCGGAGUGGGGUCGCCAUGGGGCGAGGCAGCGGCUCCUUCGAGCGUCUCCUAGACAAAGCCACCAGCCAGCUUCUAUUGGAGACAGACUGGGAAUCCAUUCUACAGAUCUGCGACCUGAUCCGUCAGGGGGACACACAAGCAAAAUAUGCUGUAAACGCCAUCAAGAAGAAGGUCAAUGAUAAGAACCCACAUGUGGCCUUGUAUGCUCUGGAGGUGAUGGAGUCUGUGGUAAAGAACUGUGGUCAGACAGUCCAUGAUGAAGUGGCCAACAAGCAGACCAUGGAAGAACUGAAGGAGCUACUGAAGAGGCAAGUGGAAGUUAAUGUUCGGAACAAGAUCUUGUACCUGAUCCAGGCCUGGGCACAUGCCUUCCGGAAUGAACCCAAGUACAAGGUGGUACAGGACACGUACCAGAUCAUGAAGGUAGAAGGACAUGUCUUCCCUGAAUUUAAGGAAAGUGAUGCCAUGUUUGCUGCUGAAAGAGCCCCUGACUGGGUGGAUGCUGAGGAAUGCCAUCGGUGCAGAGUACAGUUUGGGGUGGUGACCCGCAAGCACCACUGCCGAGCAUGCGGGCAGAUCUUCUGUGGCAAGUGCUCCUCCAAGUGCUCCACCAUCCCCAAGUUUGGCAUCGAGAAGGAAGUGCGCGUGUGCGAGCCCUGCUAUGAGCAGCUGAACAAGAAGGCAGAAGGGAAGGCUGCCUCUACCACAGAGCUGCCCCCAGAGUACCUGACCAGCCCCCUGUCACAGCAGUCUCAGCUGCCCCCAAAGCGGGAUGAAACAGCUCUGCAGGAAGAGGAGGAACUGCAGCUGGCUCUGGCCCUGUCACAGUCAGAGGCUGAGGAGAAAGAGAGGAUGAGACAGAAGUCAACAUAUACAGCACAUCCAAAGGCAGAGCCUACACCCUUGGCUUCAUCUGCGCCCCCAGCUGGCGGCCUGUACUCCUCGCCCGUGAACUCAUCAGCGCCUCUGGCAGAGGACAUCGACCCUGAGCUUGCAAGAUACCUCAACCGGAACUACUGGGAGAAGAGACAGGAAGAAGCUCGGAAGAGCCCCACACCCUCUGCUCCUGUGCCCCUGACGGAGCCGGCUGCCCAGCCUGGAGAAGGACAUACAGCCCCCAGCAGCAUGGGAGAGGCUCCCCUUCCGGAGACAGACUCUCAGCCUGGAACGCCCUGCAGUGGCCCCUUCAGUGAGCAGUACCAGAAUGGGGAGUCAGAAGAGAGCCAUGAGCAGUUCCUCAAGGCCCUGCAGAAUGCCGUCAGCACUUUUGUCAACCGCAUGAAGAGCAACCACAUGCGGGGCCGCAGCAUCACCAACGACUCGGCCGUGCUCUCGCUCUUCCAGUCCAUCAACAGCAUGCACCCACAGCUGCUGGAGCUGCUCAACCAGCUGGAUGAGCGCAGGCUGUACUACGAGGGACUUCAGGACAAGCUGGCACAGAUACGUGAUGCCCGAGGGGCUCUGAGUGCCCUGCGUGAAGAGCACAGGGAGAAGCUGCGCCGGGCAGCUGAGGAGGCUGAGCGCCAGCGUCAGAUCCAGCUGGCACAGAAGUUGGAGAUCAUGAGACAGAAGAAGCAGGAGUACCUGGAGGUGCAGAGACAGCUAGCUAUCCAGCGCCUGCAGGAACAGGAGAAGGAACGGCAGAUGCGCCUGGAGCAGCAGAAGCAGACUGUCCAGAUGCGUGCCCAGAUGCCUGCCUUCCCCUUGCCUUAUGCCCAGCUCCAGGCUAUGCCCACAGCUGGGGGUGUACUCUACCAGCCCUCAGGCCCAACCAGUUUUCCUGGCACCUUCAGCCCAGCAGGCUCAGUAGAGGGCUCUCCGAUGCAUGGCGUGUAUAUGAGCCAGGCAGCCCCAGCCACUGGCCCCUACCCCAGCAUGCCUGGCACCACAGCAGAUCCCAGCAUGGUCAGCGCCUACAUGUACCCAACAGGUGCCCCUGGGGCCCAGGCCGCCCCUCAGGCCCAGGCCGGGCCCACCACCAGCCCUGCCUACUCCUCCUACCAGCCCACUCCAACCCCAGGCUACCAGAAUGUGGCUUCUCAGGCCCCACAGAGCCUCCCAGCCAUCUCCCAGCCUCCACAGACCAGCAACAUAGGCUACAUGGGGAGCCAGCCAAUGUCCAUGGGCUACCAGCCAUACAACAUGCAGCCAGGAGGGUCUGUUUCUGUCUGCUCACAGAUUACUCAGUGUUGGGCUCCAUCUUACUUCCCACAGAAUCUCAUGACCACCCUUCCAGGCCAGGAUGCGUCUCUGCCAGCCCAGCAGCCCUACAUGACAGGGCAGCAGCCCAUGUACCAGCAGAUGGCACCCAGCACCGGCCCUCCCCAGCAGCAGCCCCCUGUGGCCCAGCCGGCACCUACACAGGGACCUCCAGCACAGGGCAGUGAGGCCCAGCUCAUCUCCUUUGACUGACCUUGAGUCUGGCGCUCGCCAUCCAGAGUAACACUACAGUUCACCAGAAACCACUUAUAUGUCUAACUAGCCAUUUCCGCUCCUAUUACUGCCCUGUAGUGUCCCUUCAGUGAGCAAGGAGUGGGCCUUCACCCUUGGCCCUCUUCCCUGGCCUCAGUGGUCUGGCUCCUGUCACUGGUUCCCUGCUUUGGUCCUGAUGCAGUCUGACCUCCCCAGGACUGGGACUCUGCAGGGCAAGUAGGACCUUCUCUGUAGAGUGCCCAGUUGUGUUGGGACCUGCCACAGGUGACUGCUAUGAAAAUGUUUAGACUGCCCCAGAGUUUGAUGUGAACUGUGUGGGGUCCAGGCCUGGCCCUGGUAUCCAGAAGAACCAUGUAGCUCCUGCACAGCGAGGGUAGACGCUUCAGGCAUCUCUAUUUCCCCUACUCCUUGGAUGUCAUCUCUCCAGUGCAGAACAGUGAAAAUAAAAUGUAUUUCAAAACUCU
Messenger RNA from Apodemus sylvaticus (European woodmouse), 2964 nucleotides. It is a transcript of the gene Hgs, whose product is annotated as hepatocyte growth factor-regulated tyrosine kinase substrate. Bases 83 to 2479 code for a protein of 798 amino acids. The record is from RefSeq and is a predicted model, not a curated record. Lineage: Eukaryota; Metazoa; Chordata; Mammalia; Rodentia; Muridae. Gene Ontology annotation, molecular function: metal ion binding; ubiquitin binding; phosphatidylinositol binding. The transcript is spliced from 22 exons.